CGGACACUGCGAUCCCAAGAAAUGCACCGGGAGAAAACUAGCCCGGAAGGGGUUGCUGCGAACACUGCGCCUCCGCCAGAGAUUCCCGGGCGUCGUCCUGAGUCCGCUGGCCACGGAGUACGUCUCUCCGGCUGACAGGAUUCCCAGAUCUAGCCACCAUUCUUCUAAGGAAAUUUAAAUGGGGUAAGGCAUUUCUUGACCUGAACAAAAAUCUCUUGGAAAAAUACGCAGCCUGUCAUUGCCAGGACGACAUGCUAAUCAUUGAGAAGGACUUCUUAGCCUGUGUCCCAGAAAAAAAAGACGAAGAAGUAGAUCCAUUUGAUGUUGACCUAGAAAAAGAAUUUUCUAAUCCCAACAGGCCAGUCAAUUCCUCAGGUCUAGCACCAAGGAAAGAAGACUCUGAGGAGGACAGCAUAAGCAAUUCAGAUGAUGCCACUGAAAGCAGUGAAAGCACUGAUGAGAGCAAUCCAGAAGAAAUAAAAAUCCCCAACAAUCCCAAAGAGUUGUAACAUCUUGUAUAAAGAAAUUUUCUUGUGAA
Messenger RNA from Haemorhous mexicanus (house finch), 538 nucleotides. It is a transcript of the gene TSR3, whose product is annotated as TSR3 ribosome maturation factor. The transcript has 4 exons. The record is from RefSeq and is a predicted model, not a curated record. Bases 252 to 509 code for a protein of 85 amino acids. NCBI's taxonomy places the organism in Eukaryota, Metazoa, Chordata, Aves, Passeriformes, Fringillidae.